AUGGCCGACUUUCUCACAGCCGUAUCCACCAGGAAAGUCAAAAAGGAAGAAUCUCUCAUUCAGGAAGUCAAGAGCUUGAGCAUACAAGAAGAUGCAGUUGCCAUCAACUCCACAGAAUCGGCACUGGAGGCACUCAAGAACCAACCCAGCCGCAACACCGUGAAUGCCGUUCUGAGCUAUCUUACCACUGAAGGGUUCAGCCUCCUACUACCAGAACCACUAAACGCAAGCAUCGCGCAUCAACUCAUCAACGACACCAUUCCGAACUACUGGAGAACUAUCAAGGACGCCAACGAAGUUAUAAAGCUCGAGAAGAUACUCCGAAACCCAACAUGUCUUGGACAUCUUAACACGAGGCUUCGAUCGCUAGUUGCAGAUACUCACCAAAAGAAGGCACCGGGCGAAGCGAGAAACACGGCUGAGCACAUUGCGGAUGCUCUCCAAGUCUUAAGUCUGGUGUUAAGCCGCGACGAAACAUCCCAUCUCGUGUUGCAAGACGUUUUAGCGUUUGGGAAAACCCCAACACAAAGAAAACUCAUCUGGAGAGAGUACAUCACGCAGGUUGCUUCCGGUCGAUUACUAUCAAUGGCAGCAGAGGCUGAGGAUGUACUCAAGAAGAGUGAUGAGGCUCACCAAGACACAAGUUGGGUCGCGGAUGGCAAGCAGUAUGCAGCGUGGCUGGGACGCAACAUCGCUGUCUCGCUCGAGCGCAACUCAAAUAACGAGGAGUAUCUUGCCGCCAUUAUUGAGUUAUGUUCGAAGUCGCUAGGAUUGGGUUACACCGAUCAUAUCAUGAGAGCCCUUGUUCCGACAUUGAUUGGUAGCGGGGCCAUUGAGCGCCUGACCAAUCUUUUGUCCCAGAUGAAAACGUUCGAGCAACGGAAGUAUCUCAAUGCUGUAGUCGCUUUCGUGGCCAAGAAGUAUUUCUCUACGGAAACUAUUAGUAAAGACGAUGCCCCCGUUGCAACCUCUGUCAACAUAUCAUCUGCCGCCGCCCUGUUUCACAAGCUCAUCAAGGACAAUGACGUCCUAAAAGAGCAGCUCGUGACAUCACUUACGCGGUCAACAGUUCCUGCACUUGAUGACUCCCUAUCAGCCAGGCGAAGUGUUCUAGCUGCUUUUGCCAAAGACGAGGACAAGCUAUAUACUCUUCUGGAGGGUCUCAUAAAGAUGUUUGGCGAUUCAGUAUACAUCAGGCACACGCCUGUGCUGCAACAAGAAGCUCUUUCUCAGACCUUGGCCAUAUGCAGUGGCUAUGUAAAGCGUUCCCAGCCCAUGUUCCUCACCAUGAUGGCAAAGUCAACCCAUCACGUCAAUGGCAUGUCAAAUCGCAUAGGAGCGGCAUCUGCAAGGGCUCGCUUCCUAGGUAUCGCAGUUGGUGUUGCUAUCUCGAAGAUGGUGGACAAACCAGAACUUCAGCUUAAGUUCGAGUUGGAGGGUGCUGAGGCAGAAGAAGCGAGCUGGUAUCAACGCCUUACUGAGGUUGACGAUAAGAUUGGAGAAGUCACGAAUCUUGCGGCUAAACAGGAUAUCGUGGCAAAAACGAAGAGAAUCCAGUCGAAGCCCAAGCCGCCUCCCAAGGUAUCCAAAGCUUCUGGAAUUACCGAGAUACAAGGCCCAAGGGUUGUGGAAGUCUUGUCCGAGUCCGAGGAUGAGGAUACAGAUCUGAUGGUGUACGAAAAGCCAGACUCCGAUCCAGAAGACGAUACAGACGAUGCGACGGCUAUAAAUCGUAACAAGCCCACCGCGCCCGUCUACAUCCGAGACCUUAUAACAGGGCUGCGUGAUCAAGAAAACUACGAUCGCCACGAACUCGCUUUAGCUACUGCAGCAUCAUUGAUCCGACGGAAAGCGAACUUUGGAACUGAAGUCAUCGAUCAUCUCGAAGAAUUAGCCACUUUGCUUACGGGAUUGCAAGACAACUCGGAGCUUGAAGGUUUCGCGCAGCAACGGCAGCAGGCCUUAAUUGCCGUGCUCCUGGCGAAACCAGCGCAAAUGGCUCAAUGGUUUGCUCGAUCGUUCUUCUCAGGCGACUACAGUCUACAGCAACGCAUCGCCAUGCUCACGACUCUCGGCCUGGGAGCGCGUGAGUUGGCGGGCAUGAAGGACACAUCGACCGACGAUUUGGUGCCUGCAAAGCCGGACUUUCCUAGCAAGCAGCUUCCGCCACACCUCCACGAAAUGUAUGCCGAGGAGAACAAGGCGCCUACAGUAGCCAAGAUCUCAAGCAGCAUGGUGCGUGAGAUGCUAUCGCCUAUGGCUAGUCAAGCAGCCGAUCAGCUCAGCGGCCCGAACAUACUCAAAGUCCGAACCUUCUCCUCGCGCAUGGAAGUCGAGAAGAAGCGGCAUAAGCCAAUACCUAACGCGCUUGCGCAAAUCGUGGCAGAUAACUUCUUCUUCCCACUCACGGGCCGUUGGUGGCUGCAGAUUCGCGCGAACAACGACUCGAUAUACGCGUCUACUCACCUUCUCCCACCCUUUCUGCAGACUCUGUCAUUGUUGCUCAACGCGUCGGGCCCGAACACGCUCGCGUUGCCGCAGAUGACGCGCGAGUAUUGGGAUCUGCUACUGUCGGUGCGCGGACUGGCGAGUAAGGACAAGAAUAUCCUGAACGCGGUUUUAUUCGGGUUCCUGAUGUUAUUGGAGACGAACGAGAACAAGGAGCGAGUGGCUACGGAGCAAGGCAAGGAGCUUAUGGAGACGCAGGCCUGGGUGAGGAUGGUCUUCGAGGGUCUAGGGGCGGGGAGCGAGGAGGACGAGAGGGUGCGCGUGUUGGCUGCUGGCGUGGUGGUUCGUUGCCAGGAGGUGAUUGAGAAGUAUCAGAGGAGGUUGGCGGGUGAACUGAUGAAUUAUUAG
This is a messenger RNA of Alternaria incomplexa, 2856 nucleotides long. RefSeq lists its product as uncharacterized. Gene Ontology annotation, molecular function: telomeric repeat DNA binding; Hsp90 protein binding. The transcript is spliced from 4 exons. Gene Ontology annotation, cellular component: cytosol. Bases 1 to 2856 code for a protein of 951 amino acids. Gene Ontology annotation, biological process: protein stabilization; telomere maintenance via telomerase. NCBI's taxonomy places the organism in Eukaryota, Fungi, Ascomycota, Dothideomycetes, Pleosporales, Pleosporaceae. The record is from RefSeq and is a predicted model, not a curated record.